Molecule: messenger RNA, 1725 nt
Organism: Cladocopium goreaui
Lineage: Eukaryota; Dinophyceae; Suessiales; Symbiodiniaceae
Source: the annotation of a GenBank genome assembly
AGGCUCUACAGCAGAGCAACCACGAAGGCAACAGCGCCCUACACCUGGCCGUGCGAGAGGGACAUUCCGAAUGUAUCCACCGCUUGCUGCGUGCACGCGCAGAUCCAUCGGCGACGAAUGCCCAAGGCUUCACGGCGUUCGACUUCACAAGGAGCCAAAAGUUUACGGAGUCAUUGUUGCAGCAAAGUCAGCUGUCUCAGAGCGCUUUCUUUGAGGUCGUCAAGGAGGCAAGAUCUGAGUUGAGGACGUCCCUGGGCGAGGAUUCCCUUCCUGGAUCCCAUGAUCCAUUCCAGUUUCAAGGGGCUGAACCGUCCUCAAGAGGUCCGCUUCUGACGACGCCUCCGCGGGAAGUCACGCCCCAAGCCACGCCGCGGCCUUCGGCGUCGUCCCCGACAGUGACGGUGCGCAGCGUGCGCAGCGGUGUCAGCGGCGUGUUGGACGUGCCUGUGCUCACGGCUCCGGAAAGUGCUUUGGACGAGCUGUUGGCCGAGGCCUCCCGUGGUGGCGCCUUGCGGUUCUCUCACGUGUCGCAUCCGGCUGCAAGCGUACUCACCGAGGGGACCAGCAGAUCCAGUCCGUCUCGCAGUCCACUGGCUCGACAAGCUGCGCUGCAACCAGGUACCCGAUCGGUGAAGAUCACAGGUCUGGCUUCCUUGGUGGCGGUGGCAUCUCCUGGGGCCCUACGCCGUCUGGCAGCGGGCGCGGCUCGCCGGCCAGGGCGGAGUGUCAUGGGCUCUGCGGUGUCAUCGGAUUCGGAGAAGGACUACAAGCUGAGCUCCUUCCGCAUCGUGGGGCUCAUCGGCGAAGGCAGCUUUGGGAGUGUCUACGAGGCCUGUGACCUAAGACCAGGUGCUGGGGAGCGUCGAUGUGCCCUGAAGAUUUUGCACCGACGUCAAUACUUGGCGCAGGAUAUGCUGGCGCGCGCCAAGCAAGAGCGUCAGGUCUUAAAAGCGGCCCGCCAUCCCUUUAUCGUGCGAUUGCUGUGUGCAUUCAGAACGCCGGGCAACGAGAUGGCUUUGGUGAUGGAGUACUGUUGUAAUGGGAAUCUCAACGAUCUGCUGCUGCGCUGCGGUCGGCCCGGGCUUGGCGAGGGGUUGGUGCGCCGGCUGCUGGCGGAGGUGCUACUGGCACUGGCGUAUUUGCAUGAUGAGUUGGACGUGGUAUUCCGGGAUGUGAAACCCGAGAACAUCGUCUUGGAUGCCAACAUGCAUGCGAAGUUGACGGAUUUCGGUUUGGCAAAGGUUGAGGCGAGCAGGGGUGCUGGAGCUUGUAGUUUCGUGGGCUCGAUGUAUUUCGUCGCUCCUGAGGUCACUCCCGCGGCCUGUCGCUAUAGCCCCGCUGUGGACAUCUACGCCUUGGGAUUGGUUGCCUGGGUCUGUCUCACUGGCGGCCGGCAGCCUGAAAUGGUCCAGGGAUCCAAAGACGGUCCGAGCCAGCGUCUGCCGCCAGCGACACAUGAGGCCUUGAGGAGUUGGUUGGAGCAAUGGAGGCCUCCAAAUCCACCCGCCGGUAGCUGCAGGCAACUGUCGGAGUUGGCGUUCUCCUUCAUCGAUGUGACGACCUCCAGUGAACCCUUGCAACGGGGAACGGCCAGUCAAUUGCGCAGCCAUCCCUUCUUCACGGAAUCACGCUUCAGCCCACCUUUGAGCGAGCCCAACGACUGGGUGGCCCUCCUUCCCAGCAUGGAGGAUGAGCCCACCACGCCCGGCAGCGUCGCCACACAGG